AUGAGCCUCUCACUCAAGCACAUCCCCUGCCCGGCAGGCAACAGAUGCACCGCUUUCCAGUGCAUCUUCGGCCACGAAAAGGACAAUUUGAAGAUCAAUGAAGAGAGCACUGGCGAGCUAGAAAAGGAUGAAGCAUUGCCACCUCCAGAUAACGAUCGCCCAAGCAAGCGCUUAAAGGUCGACGCAGAGAACCCUUCCCUCUCAUCGCAAACUGGUGUAGCCUCUGAUGGUCGGACGGGGCAAAAGCCUGCCGGGAAUCAGAAACAAACUCUAUUGCAGAGUGUUACGCGUCCAAUCUCACCUCCUCCACUGAAGAGGAAGGCUGCUGCUUCCACUCAGAGCGCAAACGCUGCCACCACCAAGAAUCAGCAGCCGACUACGAAGCCAGGUGCUUCCAGCUCCAAGACGACUGUGCCAGCGAAGCUGAAGAAAGCCGAGUCACUCAAUCCUCGAUUACUCAAAAGCUCUCCAGCAAGUCAUGAAAUACGAUUAAAGCUACUCAGGCUUGUCCACCAGGAAUUCAAGCGUCUAAACGAGGAACUAAAGAAGACUGUAACCGACCAAGAGAAGAAGCUGCUUUUAUCCGACCAAGAUCUCAUUAUCCGAGCUCUCGACGAAGAGCAAGCUUGCGCCAUUGAAAAGCCAGCCGUGUAUUCCAACGUCAUGAAGAACAAAGUUAUGCAGUACAAGCGCAUGACGCCAGCUCAGUGGAAAGAAACCAGAGCUAAAGAGAAGCAGGAAGCUCAAAAGAAGCUUCAAAAAGACGACAUGAUUGAUGGAGAGCCUAGAAAGAUUGAGACUGGUCUCACGCACGCGCAGGAAGUGGAGCUAUUAAAACGUAUCCUUACACCACUUGACGAUAUGGGGAAUCACGGUUAUGUCCCUGCAGUUCCGACACAGGAACAAAUCAAGUCGGCCGUGGAUGGUAUGGAGGCAGCAAAAGGAUGGGAGAAGUGCGACCGCUGCCAGCAACGAUUUCAAGUCUUCCCUGGUCGGAGAGAAGAGGAUGGCGCCCUUACAACGGGAGGAGCAUGCAAGUUUCACUGGGGCAAGACUUACGUCCCAAGCAAGGCACCUGGUGAUAAAACAAGAGUACCCAAACGCUACCACUGCUGUGGUCAAGAAGUCGGCGACUCAGCUGGAUGCUUCACCCACGAGCAUCAUGUGUUUAAAGCGAGCGAUGCAAAGAGAUUGGCCGCCGUUCUCAACUUUGCAGAGACGCCGGAGAAUCCACUCGCGCCUAAGGACAGGGCCGUCUGUUUUGACUGCGAAAUGUGCUACACGGUCCACGGGCUUGAGUUGGUGCGCCUGACGGCUACCUCGUGGCCGACGGGAGAGGACUUGCUGGAUGUCUUAGUCCAGCCUCUGGGUGAAAUCCUGGAUCUCAACUCUCGUUUUUCUGGCGUCUGGCCUGAGGACCUCGCCGCAGCCGAAUCGUGGUCCGUCAACGACGAUCUCAAGCCAUCUAAGGACAGCGAUGAGACGGGAAGUGAGGACGGCGAGCUAAAGUCUAAGAAGAAGAAGCUCAAAAUCGUCUCUUCCCCCGAAGUCGCGCGAGACCUCCUCUUCUCGCUCAUAUCGCCAACAACACCCCUCAUCGGACAUGGCUUGGAGAAUGAUCUUAAUGCUAUGCGAAUCGUUCACCCAACCAUCAUUGAUUCCGUCCUGCUCUACCCGCACAAAAUGGGCUUGCCAUAUCGCCAUGGCCUAAAGACGCUGAUGAAUGUUCACAUGAACCGCAAGAUCCAGCAAGACACGGGACCAAAGAUGCUUGGCCACGACUCUGGCGAAGACGCUAGGGCAGCUGGGGAUUUGGUUCGCUUGCGGGUCAUGGAUGUGUGGAAUGAUAUGAAGAGAGUCGGCUGGCGGGUUGUUGAUGGUGAGGUUACCCCUCCUGAGGGCGAAGGAGGUGGUUUGACGGAAGCGUUUAUCGAGGGAAGCAAUUAA
Messenger RNA from Trichoderma virens Gv29-8, 1947 nucleotides. RefSeq lists its product as uncharacterized. The transcript has a single exon. Gene Ontology annotation, cellular component: nucleus. Gene Ontology annotation, molecular function: exonuclease activity; nucleic acid binding. Bases 1 to 1947 code for a protein of 648 amino acids. The record is from RefSeq and is a predicted model, not a curated record. NCBI's taxonomy places the organism in Eukaryota, Fungi, Ascomycota, Sordariomycetes, Hypocreales, Hypocreaceae.